AUGUCCAACCUCUUCUCUGGAAUAAAAGCCCAGAUUCGGGGAACCUCUGCCAAGGCAGGGCAUCCCGUCAAGAGCCCGACGGCCUCGGAGGCUUCAGCUCACGCCCAGGCGCAAGCACAGGCUGCUGCCUCUUCCCGAUCUGCAGCCGCCGCGGACCACCACCCGUCAUUCAGCUCCGUGUCCAGCUCCGCAGCGCCAAAGGUGUCUCUGCCCGAGUCCUUGUCCUUUGCAAAGUCAAUAGACGCAGUGGUUCCUACGCCCCUCGACAUCCCCCGGCCGCUGCCGCUAUGGCUCAACACCGCCUGCGCCAAACACAUUGUCAAGGGAAACUUCAUGACGCUAAGCGCUCGGCCAAAGACCGUUGAGCAUGGCGAGUGGGUAGCACACCAGGUGGUCGAGCACUACCGUAACCUCUGGAACUUUGUCAGAAUUCUUCACGAAAAGGAAGACGAUGGCACCAGCAUCUGCAAUCCCAUGACAUGUCCCAAGAUGUCUGCUGGCAAGAACCACUCCUAUACCUGGCUCAACAAAAACCACGAGCCGGUGGAGCUGCCGGCCUACGAGUACAUGAGUCUCAUGCAGCGGUGGAUGUCUGGCAAGAUUGACGACCCUGCGCUGUUCCCGACCGACCCAGACACGGUGUCGUUUGCCACGCAUCCAGAGUACACCAGCACUACCAUCCAGCAGCUCGGCGGCACCGACGACUGGUUUGGAGGCAGAAGCGGCUUCCCCAAGCAAUUGGCCAGUACCUGUCAGCUCAUUUUCCGCCAGAUUUUCCGCGUCUACGCUCACCUCUACUGGGAUCACUUCGUCGAGCCCUUCUACCACCUCAAUCUCGAGAAGCAGCUCAACAGCUGCUUCAGCCACUUCCUCCUGACCGCAACCACGCUCGAUAUGCUGCAGCCUGCCGAGUUGGAGCCCAUGCAGUACCUCAUUGACCUUUGGGCGGCCGAUGGCACGUUCCCACCGGAAUCAAAGCCCUAUUCCUACGCCAACGUCGAGCGCGGCCGAUACAUUCAGAGUCUCAGCACUGGAGCCUGA
Trichoderma gamsii is the source of this 1041-nucleotide messenger RNA. RefSeq lists its product as hypothetical. Gene Ontology annotation, cellular component: cytoplasm; nucleus. NCBI's taxonomy places the organism in Eukaryota, Fungi, Ascomycota, Sordariomycetes, Hypocreales, Hypocreaceae. The transcript is spliced from 4 exons. The record is from RefSeq and is a predicted model, not a curated record. Gene Ontology annotation, biological process: cell division; signal transduction; positive regulation of protein phosphorylation. Bases 1 to 1041 code for a protein of 346 amino acids. Gene Ontology annotation, molecular function: protein kinase activator activity.